AUGUGCGACACGGACGGUGCUGUGAUCAAUGACGAUCAAGCAGAUACCCAUGGUCUAGAACCUGCACCGGCCUCUCUACCGUCCGACGGGGAUGACCGACUUCUCCCAGACCCAUCUUCUACUCCUGUCGGAAUGGAUCAUUUCACGCAGUUAGAGCAGCUCAAGAAUAUGCUCCAGGAAGAGAUUGCGCGUCGGGAAGAGGCAAAAAGCAAGGUGAAGGGCUUGGAAAAUGCUUUGGCCGAAUCGGAAGCGGAACGGAUAGACGUCCGGAAAUCUUGGAAGAAAGCUGCGUUAGAAGUUGAUAAACUUCGAAAAUCAGGUCAAGUAUUCUACAAACUGACGGACGAAUAUCUGGUAGAGCUCAUUACCCAGCUGAGAUACACUAUUCGAGACUUUGCUCUACAAUAUUUCGACGGGAAUUUCCAGGAAGCGACGGGAGUAGACCCCCCUGUAAGGGUUACACACUUUUCUCGGAUCCGUGACGAAAUUUAUAGGGAUCGCUCCCUCUCCCGCGACCAAGGUUCACCCAACCCUUCGCGCAAAAUAUAUCUCGAAUACCUGGAACACACCACUCCGGCUGAAUGUUCAUACAGGCACUAUCUUGGAUCUGGGAAUUUCUACAAAAUUAUCCAGGCCUUUUUGUGGAAUGUCGUCAAAGGCAAAAUCCUCGGCCACUUUCUCUGGAUGAACAGAACGACCGCAGGAGACUUUUGGAACCUGAGGCUUUCGUUGAGGCCAGGCAAAAGUCGUCCAGAUCCGGAGGCUGAACGCAAGUUCCAAAUGUGGAGUGCGACCACAACGGGGUUGAUUUUGGACGCGGUGGCGGUGAACUCUAAGGAAGAACACGAUGACCUCUUGAAUUUGGAGAAUAAGAAGGCGCGUAUCAUCGGGUAUAUCAAGGAGACCAUUGGCCGAUGGUCAACCCCCGACAAUGGCGGCUUCAACGAUCAGCUUUCCGCAAUUCUAGACAAAGCACUGGCACUUGACCGGGAGAUCAGCAGGCAGGUUUCUAAAGUAGAAUGGAUAUUUGCCUGGGAGCGUUCAGCAAAUAAUAAGUUCAACCCCGACACCAUGGAUUUGGAGAAGGGGGAUACGAUUCCGCACAAGGACGCAGAGUGCGGUUUGUGGUCGCUCCUGGUGUGCUGA
Messenger RNA from Ilyonectria robusta, 1146 nucleotides. RefSeq lists its product as uncharacterized. The record is from RefSeq and is a predicted model, not a curated record. The transcript is spliced from 2 exons. NCBI's taxonomy places the organism in Eukaryota, Fungi, Ascomycota, Sordariomycetes, Hypocreales, Nectriaceae. Bases 1 to 1146 code for a protein of 381 amino acids.